Molecule: messenger RNA, 678 nt
Organism: Neltuma alba
Lineage: Eukaryota; Viridiplantae; Streptophyta; Magnoliopsida; Fabales; Fabaceae
Product: transcription factor MYB93-like
Exons: 2
Source: RefSeq, a predicted model, not a curated record
AUGGGUAGGCCACCGUGUUGCGAGGAGACUGGUGUGAAGAAAGGGCCUUGGAUGCCCGAAGAAGAUGAGAAGCUUUUCAAUUGUAUCAGCAAACAUGGCAGCGGAAAUUGGAAAACAGUUCCAAAGCAAGCGGGCCUUAAUAGAUGCGGCAAAAGCUGCAGGCUAAGAUGGACCAAUUAUCUCAGGCCUGAUAUCAAGAGAGGCAAAUUCACUGAAGAAGAGGAGAAAUUGAUCAUCAAACUUCACUCUGUUCUUGGAAACAAGUGGUCGAAGAUUGCAACGCAUCUUCCAGGGAGGACUGACAACGAGAUUAAGAAUCUCUGGAACACCAACUUAAGGAAGAAGCUUCUCCAGAUGGGUAUUGAUCCAGAAACUCACAAGCCAAGAACUGACUUGAAGCAUCUCUUGAACCUCUCGCAAUUUCUUGGCGUGGCUAAUAAUAACUUGACGAGCCAUUGGGGCCAUGCGGGUCUGGGUUUACAGCAACCAGAUGUGACUCAUCAGUUGGUCCAAAUCCAACUUCUGCAGAAUCUGUUGCAGCUUAUGAAUGGCAGUUCAUCGUUGCUCAGUAACAUGCAGAGUAGUCUCGCACUCUUGGGCAAUCACAGUUUGAUCAGUAACCCAGUGGAAGCAGAUACAAAUGGUCCAAACAGUACUCUCCCCAACAACUUGAGAGAU